GAGCAUUCUAACUGGCUGCCACAAUACUGGAAGCACAAGAUCCUCGCCGUCGUUCGUAUCCUCCUCGUUACCGGGCUGUAUAUCGCUACCGGCCUCCUCCUCGCCAACCAAAACGUCGCUCAGAUACCGCGAUGGCCGACUAAUGUCCCGAAACGGAAUGAGACAGACUCACUUCUAGUCCUCAACGCUGCAUGCUUCCAAUCAGAUACCGCGGGAGUCUUGAAGCAGACACUGGACGAGAGCUUUAAGGACUCCAACUCUUUCUUUGAUAAGACGCUGCUGAAUUCAACGCCCAAUAACAAGAUCGUAGGCUGGAAUUUCUUCAUCUUGAUGGUGCUUUGGUACGGGUUCGCCAUCAUUGCCGAGGCCUUCCGCCUCUGGUACCAUCGCCGCAGUCGUGCGGCGGAUCACCAACGGGCCCAACGGAAGGGGCCAGCGAAAUGGGUCUACUACCUCUUCUGGUUGUAUCAAUUUGGUGGUGCCGUAUUCUGUACUGUCGCCAUCAUCUACUCUUUCGUUUACAUCCGGAACCUACGAAGCUGGAUGGGACACUCGGGGUGGAUCGAGAAGGAAGAUGGAAAGAACCCGGAAAGCGUUGCUUACUCCUUCGGGCAGCUGGUGCCUAUCUUCUUGACGCUGUUGACUGUUUUCACUUUCUGUCAACUUAUUGGUGACAAAUUUAGCGAGCGCCGCCGUCGUGGAGGAAGCAACGAUACAGAGACCGGUCAGCACACCGCACCGACCCAAACCGAGUCUCCGUCGUUGCAGUAUUCUCCACUUCCAGAGAAGAAGGACAAUUAUACCGUCACCGUGGCCUCGGCUCCGAUCACGCCAACUCUGCAGAUCGAUGAGCCGCAGCUGUAUCCUUCUCCAACAUUGCAGCAAAGGUCCCCCAUGAGACCAAGCAAUCUAUCGAGUUCCUCCGUAACAGCGAGUAAUCCAUCUAGCUCACCACUGCUGUCGAGCACAGGAAACCCUCCUGCACCACAGAAUGAUACUCUUGGACGUUGA
This is a messenger RNA of Mytilinidion resinicola, 1011 nucleotides long. RefSeq lists its product as uncharacterized. The record is from RefSeq and is a predicted model, not a curated record. NCBI's taxonomy places the organism in Eukaryota, Fungi, Ascomycota, Dothideomycetes, Mytilinidiales, Mytilinidiaceae. The transcript is spliced from 2 exons. The annotation marks the transcript as partial.